Molecule: messenger RNA, 3287 nt
Organism: Carcharodon carcharias (great white shark)
Lineage: Eukaryota; Metazoa; Chordata; Chondrichthyes; Lamniformes; Lamnidae
Gene: blnk
Product: B cell linker
Exons: 28
Coding region: 225-2138 (637 amino acids)
Biological process (GO): cell surface receptor protein tyrosine kinase signaling pathway; intracellular signal transduction
Source: RefSeq, a predicted model, not a curated record
AGCACUCGCAAGGGUCGCCUGUUGGACCUCAAUGUUGAGGCAUCGCACAGUCAGGUGAGGUCACAGGAGAAGCUGAUCCUCAAAGGGAUAAAAGCCAGAGGACAAGUUGAGGACCAGCACAUCUGCAUCCUCUCAACACCCUCAAGGAGAUGCUCCAAUGAAUCAUUGGGUUUAAUAUCCCGGAGCCAGUAGCACUGUCACCGACCAGACCAUGAUGGUACCAGAUGAUGGUUGGGAAAGAGGAAAGUGAGGAUCAGUUAUCAGAACGAGACGCACUAAGAUCGGAUCAAAGACAGGGUUCUCUGUGGUGCACAAUGGCCACAAGAUUACCAACUCGAGAAGAGUGUGAAAGCUGGAAAACUUGGGAACUAGCAGAAUUCCUACGACUGAAUAAUUUAUAUGAACCUGCCAGUGUAGUGGAAAGACAGAAAAUAUCUGGGUCAAUGUUUUUGAAUUCAUUAGAUAUUCUCCAGAACCGAUUCAAUGUAAUAGACUUUCCGCAAAUUCAAAAGAUUGUUCAUGACAUCCAAAAGAACGAUGGUGGAUUUAUGAGCAGGUUUAAAAAGUUCCAAAAUGAACAAGUGGCCCUGAUGCGUAAAACUGGGAAAAGUACUUGGGAUCGAUUUACAAAACCUGCGCCACCUUCUGUUCCUCAGAGGGAUUACUCAGAAGGUGCUGAAGGACAGGAGGGAGGACAAUGGUCUGACAAUGAAUUCGAUAAUAGUGAUUAUGAAAACCCAGAUGGACGUUCUGAUGGCUCAGACACAUAUGAAUAUCCACGUGAUGAUGGUGAUGGUGAUGAAAAUUAUGAACCGCCCCCCAGUGAAAAUAAAAACAAGAAAAUAGUUGCUCAAACUUAUCACAUUUCUAAGGGUGAAUAUGCAGACAACCGACCAGGAAACCGGCCAGCAGUCCCUAACACAAAGCUACCUCCAAUGUUACCACGACCAUCGCCAAGUCCAAACCAACGAAAGAUGCUCCCACAUCCACAGUCAGCUGGGAAAAUGGGAGAAAAGGAAGAUUAUGAGGAUGAUUAUAUUGUUCCUAUGGAAGAUAAUGAACCUGAUGAUGCAUACAUUGAACCCAUGGAGAAAUGUGCACCUCCAGCACUGUUAAAACCUCCUGUGGUGAAUAGAGCAGCCAAACCAUCAGGCUUGUCCACGAGUCCCAAAGCAGGACAUCUUCAUGGCCCAGGGCAACCUGCCUCUGCCCCAGAGCUGAACACAGAAAGCGCACAGUGUCAUGAUGUGUAUGAAGUUCCAGAUACAGAGGAAGCUUUACCACCGGUGCCCAGGGCCAAACCACAGCUUCCCAAACCUGGAUUCACUGGAACAGGAAGUCCAUUAUUAUUUCCUCACUCUGCCCCAAAAGCGACGAGCACACCAGAAAUACCCAGAAAUGAAUCACCAAUGAACAGAAAACCCUCCAUUUCUCAACCAGAGGAUGACAAUGAUGAAUAUGAAGUAUGUGACCCUGAACCAAGUAAUUCAACUAGUGGUUUACAGGAUUCCGCACCCGUUGCCUUUCAAGAAAUUCCAAUACCACCACAAAGGGAUCUGAAACCAACAAACAGGCCACUCCCAAAACCGAGAAUGGGUGAGCCUCCAAAAGAACAGUCACUUACUGAAGGUGAAAAACCUAGGAUUCCUGAUAGACCUCGACUCUCAAAUGCAACAGCUGAAUCUCCUGUUCUGCCAGCACCACGCCUUGGCCCCAAACCAGCCAUUUUGAAAUUGCCAACUACAAACCAUCCAAGCCUUGCAGAAAUCCCGAACAAACCUAAUGGGACUUGGGUACGACCUUGUGUUCCCACACGCAUUCCCAGCCCUAAUUCAAGUUUGGAACAGGAUCCCAAUGUUGAUGGAAAAGCAUGGUUUGCAAAUCAUUGUGACCGAAAAAACGCAGAAGAGGCUUUAAACAAAUUUAAUAAAGAUGGAUCCUUUCUCGUAAGAAAAAGCUCAGGUCAGGACUCAAAGCAGCCAUAUACAUUAGUUGUGUUGUACAAAAGAAGAGUCUAUAAUAUUCCUGUACGCUAUAUUGAAUUAACCCAAGAGUAUGCAUUAGGCAAAGAGAAGAAUGGUGAAGAGUCUGCAAACUCACAAAUAUCAAAAUUUGCCAGCAACUUGAAACAACUCUGAUACAAAAUAGUUGGAUUUCACAAGUCAAACACUUGUUUGUUCCAGCAGCUGGAACCAGAAGCAGAGGGCUAAGAGAAACCAAUUUUUUUUUCUGGUCUGAUUUGGAAUCACCAAGCAAUAAUAUAAUGAGGCCCACGCUUGAGCUGGGGAGUCCACAAUCAUGAGGUGUUGGAGGGUUCGUCUCACUGGAUGCAUCACUUUGCAUCAAUGAGCCAAUAGCUAUCAUCUGGAGAAAAGUUCUGUUCCCAGCUGUUAGGUAGUAUCUAAAUUUAUGAUUCAUAUGUUCUAGGAGUAUAACUUUUAGGUUUUGGUUAAAAAAAAACCUGGGUUUGAGAAAUUGGUAGAUAAUUACAAUUCAAAGGAUGGUCCAUGUUUAUUUAAAGGAGUUAGAAGUGUAAAAACAAUAAACAACAGGUGGUCCUUUCAGCUUCCUUAUGGAACCAGUAAGUUUGGUAAGAUGGCAGUUGUUCCUGUUAGAGAUAUAAAUUAUUCAUGCAUGUCCCAGAAUCGAGAGAGAUGUUUUGAAGGUAAAGUUAAUUAGUUUAGAUCUCUAUCUAGGCAUCCCUGGCGUGCCAAGUUGUCAAGGGAUAGAUUGCAGGGAAGUUUUUUUUUGGCUUUGGUGUUUUAUCUGUGUGAUUUCCCACAUAAACAGGCUGUCAGCUUGGGAGCAGCUUUCAGACAGGCAGAAAGAGAAUCUUAUAGGGGCUGCAAAGCAGCUGGAACCAGAAGCAGAGGGCUAUCAGAAACCAUUUUUUUUUUUGGUCUGAUUUGGAAUCACCAAGCAAUAAUAUAGUGAGGCCCAUGCUUGAGCUGGGGAGUCCACAAUCAUGAGGUGUUGGAGGGUUCGCCUCACUGGAUGCUAGUAGAAGGACCCCAAGAAAUCUCAUACCAUGGAGAACAGCGGGAACACCGAGGAGAAUAAAAGUGAAUUCCUGAGAGCUUGGCACACCUUAAUUUGGGCCCAGAAGAAGUAACUCUCGAGAUCCUACAUAGUAUAGUGGAACUCGUGGGUGGAAAUAAAAGUAGAAAGAGGAGUUCUCUUGAGAUUUUAGAGUUUAAAGCAUAAGUGUUUACAAAAUAUAGUGUUAAGUUAAUCAUGCUUGCUUUGUUUAACUCUUGUACAGUAAAGUUUUUGUUUAAAACAUGAAA